AUGACUCUCCGUACCACAGGUUGCAAGACUCGAGGCCCUCGACCACGAAGAUCGCUAUCCACUCAGUCCGCAGCAUCGUCCAUCAUUUCCGCGAGCGUAUAUUCGGCAUUUGAACAAGCUUUCGAAGCCCCUCCGUUGCCAACUCUUUGGCUUGAAUUGGCCCCUCCAUGUGCAUACUGCCUCGCGCGCAUCUAG
Aspergillus nidulans FGSC A4 is the source of this 195-nucleotide messenger RNA. RefSeq lists its product as uncharacterized. The coding region runs from base 1 to 195 and encodes 64 amino acids. NCBI's taxonomy places the organism in Eukaryota, Fungi, Ascomycota, Eurotiomycetes, Eurotiales, Aspergillaceae. The record is from RefSeq and is a predicted model, not a curated record. The transcript has 3 exons.